ACUGAGUUGUGUAGUUGCCCCUGUUCUCUCCUCCUUUAAUGUAAGAUGGUGGUUUGUGGUGUAAGUAGGUAGCAGCACCUUUAUAAGCUUAUAGAAAAGGCCGGUGCCUUCCUAAAGACAACGGCCCCACAUACAGCAGCGUUCUGUACCGGAGCUUCUGUCCCACACAGGCAGACCUCUCCCUCUACAUCCUGGAGAGGAACCUCCAGUAACACAUAGGCAGGUGUCUGCAGCUCCUCCUGUCCCUGUCUGGUGGAAGCUGUCCAGUCCAGUAGUGUGGAACCGUAGGAUGUCCCGGAACCCCGAGGUGAAGGACGACCAGAUGGAGUGCCCACUGUGUAUGGAACCACUGGAGAUCGAUGACGUCAACUUCUUUCCCUGCACCUGUGGAUACCAGAUCUGCCGCUUCUGCUGGCAUCGAAUCAGGACAGAUGAGAACGGUCUCUGUCCCGCUUGCAGAAAGCCGUACCCAGAGGACCCAGCAGUGUACAAGCCGCUGUCCCAGGAGGAGCUGCAGAGGAUAAAGAACGAGAAGAAACAGAAGCAGAACGAGAAGAAGCAGAAGAUCACAGAGAACAGAAAACAUCUGGCCAGCGUCCGUGUGGUCCAGAGAAACCUGGUGUUUGUAGUGGGGCUGUCUCAGAGGUUGGCUGACCCUGAGGUUCUAAAGAGGCCAGAAUAUUUUGGGAAGUUUGGGAAGAUUCACAAAGUGGUGAUCAACAACAGCACAUCAUACGCUGGUUCACAGGGGCCAAGUGCCAGUGCCUAUGUCACAUACCUCCGGUCGGAAGAUGCUCUCAGAGCAAUCCAGUGUGUCAACAAUGUAGUGGUGGAUGGCAGAACUCUGAAGGCAUCCUUAGGAACAACAAAAUACUGCAGUUACUUUUUAAAGAGCAUGCAGUGCCCCAAACCAGACUGCAUGUAUCUACAUGAGCUGGGGGACGAAGCUGCCAGUUUUACUAAAGAGGAGAUGCAGGCAGGAAAGCAUCAGGAGUAUGAGCAGAAGCUGCUACAAGACCUCUACAAAAUGAACCCGACCUUCCUGCAGACCUCAGCUGUGUCAGGGGACAAGCCAAAGGGCAAAACUAAUUCUCUACAGAGGUCUAACAGUUCCAGUAAAGAUGGCUGGCUGUCAUUACAGCCGUCAGGGAGGACGACCAAUGGUCUGUCACCAGACCACGGGAAGAGUCCGCCAUUAGAUGGCUCUGACUCUGAACACUUGACCCCUGAGGGGCCCGAACCUGACCUCAGCCUUGGCCCAGUACCGGCCCUCUCCCCUUUCUCCUCAAACUGUGAUCUUACUAGCCCCAGCAACAAACUGCCAGACAUUAUCGGUUUAAGCAAUGGUGAAGCCUCACAACUGCUCCCAGGCAGUGACUCUCCAUCGCCCCCUCCUGGCCUCAGUAAGCCCAGCCUGGUAGUUCCCAUCACUGUCACAAGCCACUCAGUUCACUCCCCGUUUGAGGCGGCUGCUGCAGAGUCCCAGUCACUGUUUUCAGACAACAGUAACUUCAGGCAUCCAAACCCACUCCCAAGUGGACUGAGCGGCUUCCCCAGCUCCCCACACAGCAACGCUGACUGGCCUACUGCACCAGAGCCACAGAGCCUCUUCACCUCAGAUACCAUCCCAGUGUCCUCGUCCACGGACUGGCAGGCAGCUUUUGGCUUCGGCUCGUCCAAACAGCAGCAAGAGGACGACCUGGGCUUCGACCCCUUUGACGUCACUCGCAGGGCUCUGGCUGACCUCAUAGAGAACGAGCUCUCUGUAGAAGAUGGCGUCAGCUUAUCCCUUUCACCUGGCUCCUUCCCCCACAGAACUCAUAGGCCCCUGCUAAACAAAGGCCUUGGGCCCCCAGGAGGGUUUCGACUCCUCAACCACCUCCCCCCCUCUCACCACUUUUCUCAGCAUCAGCACCCUCACAGGGGAGGCUACAGUUCCUUCAGCUUCCCCACUCACCCUUCAUCAGCAUUAUCUUCAUCUUCCUGCUCCUCCACCUCCUCCUCCUCUUCCUCUUCCUCAGCAUCUUGUGGGUCCUGGAUGGGUUCCACCUCCUCACACAGUAACUUUAUGCAUUUGAACCACACAGUCAGUCCAACAGCCUCCACCUCACACAGCAGCUUCAUGGACUUGCCAGCGCUGCCAAGACAUCACAAUACUGGACUUGGAGGAAUCCCUAUCACAGAAAACAGCGGUUGCGUAGAGAGCAUAAAUGUAAAGGAGUGGCAGGACGGUCUCCGAGCGCUAUUACCCAACAUCAACAUCAACUUUGGAGGACUUCCCAACUCCUUGUCUUCCUCAUCAUCAUCCUCCUCCUCAUCCAGCAUCAACCACAACCACACAGGACCACCGGGGGUAUCUAGGAGUGUUUCUCACAGCCUCUGCUGGGACAGCACAGCCAGCUGGAGGGACCCCGCCAUCAUCAGAGGGAUCCCAGCCCCCAGUGGCAACAGUCUGGACACUCUUCAAGACGACAAUCCUCCACACUGGCUCAAGUCCUUGCAGACUCUCACAGAAAUGGAUGCCCCGUCCAGCUCAGCCUCACAAAACGGCCCCUUUGGGAACCAGCUGACCCCCCACAGAGCUGGCUGGGCACACUACCCGGCCCCCACCACCCAGUUCCACUCCCCACCGCCAGGCUUCCAGACAGCCUUCAGACCCCCAACACAGACCCAGACAGACCUGCUACAGAGCGCUGCUGUCAACCGCCACUAGGGACUGUCAAAACACACACACACACACACACACACAUACACACACACACACACACAUCAGCACUUCACUUCC
Messenger RNA from Morone saxatilis (striped sea-bass), 2785 nucleotides. It is a transcript of the gene cnot4b, whose product is annotated as CCR4-NOT transcription complex, subunit 4b. Gene Ontology annotation, biological process: protein ubiquitination. The record is from RefSeq and is a predicted model, not a curated record. Gene Ontology annotation, cellular component: CCR4-NOT complex. NCBI's taxonomy places the organism in Eukaryota, Metazoa, Chordata, Actinopteri, Moronidae. Gene Ontology annotation, molecular function: RNA binding; ubiquitin-protein transferase activity; metal ion binding. The transcript is spliced from 13 exons. The coding region runs from base 290 to 2713 and encodes 807 amino acids.